Penaeus indicus is the source of this 859-nucleotide messenger RNA. RefSeq names its product protein mago nashi homolog (gene mago). Lineage: Eukaryota; Metazoa; Arthropoda; Malacostraca; Decapoda; Penaeidae. Bases 46 to 489 code for a protein of 147 amino acids. Gene Ontology annotation, cellular component: exon-exon junction complex; nucleus; catalytic step 2 spliceosome. Gene Ontology annotation, biological process: RNA splicing. The record is from RefSeq and is a predicted model, not a curated record. The transcript is spliced from 4 exons.
ACUCUCUCUUCAACAGACCACCGCCGCCGCACACGUUGACGCGCGAUGGGCUCGAACGACUUCUAUAUCCGCUAUUAUGUUGGCCACAAAGGCAAAUUUGGGCACGAAUUCCUCGAGUUUGAGUUUAGACCAGAUGGCAAGCUUCGAUAUGCCAACAACUCCAACUACAAGAAUGAUGUUAUGAUCCGUAAAGAGGCUUAUGUUCAUAGAUGUGUCAUGGAAGAGCUCAAGAGAAUCAUUGACGACUCAGAGAUCAUGCAGGAGGAUGAUGCACUUUGGCCACAGCCUGACCGUGUGGGCAGGCAGGAGCUGGAGAUUGUCAUUGGUGAUGAACACAUCUCCUUCACUACCUCCAAGAUUGGCUCACUCGUCGAUGUUAAUAACUCGAAAGAUCCAGAUGGUUUGAGAUGCUUCUAUUACCUCGUGCAGGACUUAAAGUGCCUGGUGUUCUCAUUGAUUGGUCUCCAUUUCAAGAUCAAACCCAUAUAAAGAGGAUACAGCUUGUGAUGUCAUAUGGGUUGUCAGCAGUGGAAGACACAUAUUUUUGGUCACUUUUAUAGUUGUCAGAAAACCAUUAUUAGUCUCUUACCCCUCCAAACAAACAAACAAAAAAAUGAGGAAAACUUUCUGGCUUUUAAAUAAAGGAUAUGUUCUAGUUUUUAUGUUACAUUUUUCUUUUUUUUCAGCAGUAUCAUAUGUAGUAUGAUUUUUUUAGUUAAUCAUAUGCAGUAAGAGAUUAUCAUAAUAUAUUUAAUUUACAAAUUAUUAAGCAGGGUUCACUUCCUGUUUUCAAGACAAAUUUAAGUAAUUAUUUGUACGAUACUUUUCAUUAAGAACUUGUAUUAAAAAAACAAACAUA